Molecule: messenger RNA, 2608 nt
Organism: Vitis riparia (riverbank grape)
Lineage: Eukaryota; Viridiplantae; Streptophyta; Magnoliopsida; Vitales; Vitaceae
Product: probable methyltransferase PMT18
Exons: 7
Coding region: 519-2417 (632 amino acids)
Cellular component (GO): trans-Golgi network; endosome; cytoplasm
Molecular function (GO): methyltransferase activity
Source: RefSeq, a predicted model, not a curated record
GCCGUCCUUCCCUUUUGGACCGAAUCGUUCCUCUAAAUAUGGAAAUAUAAUUCAAAUUUAAUUGGGUCGUUGUAAGUGGAAUUAUGGACCUUCAUACACUUACAAAUCUAUGGGAGACAACCACCUCCUUCCUCCUCCACCUCCUAUGUCUCCUAUAAUCACGGAUCAGAGGAACCAGUGCUUCUUUCCUUUCCCAUUUUUUUUCUUUCUUAUUUCUAUAAAAUCCAUAUUAUUAUAAGGUUGUUCUUUCUUUUUCUACCCAGUAGCUUCUCAAAAUAUUAUUAAUUUACAGAUACCAAAGAGUUUCAUGUUCCCUCGUAAUUAAUAUAUCUAUAAAGUGUGUCGGCCAGAGUGCAGAACCGCCCCCAGGGGCAUCAGAAAAACGAAAGUGAAAGGUCUUUUCAGAGAUCAUCUCUUGUUGAAGGCUUCAGGGUUUGAGGCAGGGAGCUUAUGGUGCUCUCCACUGGAACAUCUGUCGCUGCGUUGCCGGUAAGAAAGACGUCAGCGGUUGUAAUAUAAUGGCCAAGGAGUACAGUGGUUCACCCAAGCAUCAUCAACUAGAAUCCAAGAGGAAGCGCCUCACUUGGAUCCUAGGGGUCAGUGGCCUCUGCAUUUUGUUCUACAUUUUGGGAGCUUGGCAGAAUACAACUCCUGCCCCGUCUAACCAAUCUGAAGUAUACUCUAGAGUCGGUUGUGGUGUUGGCUCACCUGCAGCUGGCGAUGGGCAUUCAUCAUCUUCAUCAUUGUCAUCAGCCUCUCUCGAUUUUGAAAGCCAUCAUCAGGUGGAGAUCAACAAUUCUGGAGGGACCCAGAGCUUUCCACCCUGUGAUAUGUCCUACAGUGAGUACACUCCUUGCCAAGACCCAAUCAGGGCAAGGAAAUUUGACAGGAAUAUGUUGAAAUACAGAGAGCGGCAUUGCCCUACCAAGGAUGAACUCCUCCUCUGCCUGAUACCUGCCCCCCCAAAAUACAAGAACCCUUUCAAAUGGCCCCAGAGCAGAGACUAUGCCUGGUACGACAACAUCCCCCACAAAGAGCUCAGCAUUGAGAAGGCUGUUCAGAAUUGGAUCCAAGUCGAGGGUGAUCGUUUCAGAUUCCCUGGGGGUGGCACCAUGUUCCCACGUGGAGCCGAUGCUUAUAUUGAUGACAUAAACGAGCUCAUUCCUCUUACUGGCGGCACCAUCAGAACUGCAAUUGAUACAGGCUGUGGUGUUGCAAGCUGGGGUGCCUACUUGUUAAAAAGGGACAUUCUGGCUAUGUCUUUUGCACCAAGAGACACACAUGAAGCACAGGUCCAGUUUGCUCUAGAGCGGGGAGUACCUGCUAUGAUUGGUAUCUUGGCUUCGCAGAGGAUGCCAUACCCUGCAAGGGCUUUUGAUAUGGCUCACUGCUCCCGCUGCUUGAUACCUUGGAAUGCGUAUGAUGGACUCUACCUACUGGAAGUGGACAGAGUUCUGAGACCUGGUGGAUAUUGGAUUCUAUCUGGCCCUCCUAUACACUGGAAGAAAUACUGGAGAGGUUGGGAAAGGACCCAAGAAGAUUUGAAGCAAGAGCAAGAUGCUAUCGAGGAUGUUGCUAUGCGGUUAUGCUGGAAAAAAGUGAUUGAAAAGGGUGAUCUUGCAGUUUGGCAAAAGCCUAUCAACCACAUCGGGUGUGUAGAGAGCAGGAAGCUUAUUAAAACACCACAUAUAUGCAAAUCAGACAAUCCAGACACGGCUUGGUACAGAGACAUGGAAACUUGCAUAACCCCACUUCCAGAUGUACGCGACUCAGAGGAAGUUGCUGGUGGGGCAUUGGAGAAGUGGCCUAAGCGUGCAUUUUCCAUUCCUCCUAGAAUAAGCAGUGGCUCAUUACCAGGCAUCACAGCCCAGAAUUUCCAAGAGGAUCAUGAGCUGUGGAAGGACAGAGUGGCACAUUACAAACAAAUCAUUAGAGGAUUACACCAAGGGCGAUAUCGCAAUGUAAUGGACAUGAAUGCUUACCUGGGUGGAUUUGCUGCAGCCCUUCUAAAAUAUCAUGUGUGGGUUAUGAAUGUAAUUCCUGCCAAUUCAAAUCAAGAUUCUCUUGGUGUGAUCUACGAGAGAGGAUUCAUUGGGACAUAUCAUGACUGGUGUGAGGCAUUCUCGACAUAUCCAAGAACAUAUGAUCUGAUCCAUGCAAGCAAUGUGUUCAGCAUAUAUCAGGACAGGUGUGAUAUUACCCACAUUCUGCUAGAGAUUGAUAGAAUUCUGAGGCCAGAAGGGACAGCCAUAUUCAGGGAUACGGUAGAGGUCCUUGUGAAGAUUCAAAGUAUAACAGAUGGAAUGAGAUGGAACAGCCAGAUUCUGGACCAUGAAAGUGGGCCCUUUAAUCCAGAGAAAAUUCUGGUUGCUGUCAAAAGUUACUGGACUGGUGAAGCUAACCCAAAACCGCACUAACAGUAAGUUGCAGUGUGUUUUUCCUUCCCUUAGGGGUGGGAUUUUGCUCAGUGAUACCUUCAUUUUGAGUGGGGAAAUUGUUGAUUUUUCAAGGCCAUGAUUUACUUCGUGGAGAUACUGUAAUGGUGAUAUUACUGCCUUCAUAUUUAUUUCAUCAUACCUAUUAAUAUUAUUUUACCUAGGGUGGCUGA